Messenger RNA from Naegleria fowleri, 1089 nucleotides. RefSeq lists its product as uncharacterized. The coding region runs from base 1 to 1089 and encodes 362 amino acids. Gene Ontology annotation, biological process: microtubule-based process. Gene Ontology annotation, cellular component: nucleus; cytoplasm. Lineage: Eukaryota; Heterolobosea; Eutetramitea; Acrasida; Naegleriidae. The transcript has a single exon. The record is from RefSeq and is a predicted model, not a curated record.
AUGUCUUCCUCUAAUGAUGGUGAUUGUGAAAUCGGAAACACGAUGAAAAGCGCCACCACUGCCUCCACAACUACUCAUGAAAAUAUUAUGCAAGAGGGAGGUUUUACCAUUGUUUCAAAUUCCUCCUCAGGAAGAAGAUUCAAUCAGCAUCAAUCCACUCCGAAUGCUUUUUCAUCAUGGAAAAAGAAGAAAAAAUCAUCAUCACACCCAUUCAAUGCAUCACCGUCGUCUUUGAACAAUCACCAUGAUGAUUUUAUUGAAUUUCAUCCAACAAAAUUUGAAGUCUCAUUGGAACAAGUCCGAGAACCUCUUUCGGGAACUAUUUGUUCAGUGAUUGAAAAAUAUUUUCAUCCUUCAUCACCAAUUUUACAAAUCAUUUGUUAUGGAAUUGGAGACUUUAUUUCAGACAAAGUUGCAUUAUCACAAUUCAAAGUAUUGUUGGAAAUUUUAGAGUAUUUCAAAAAGAGCUACACUUCUCAUCGCUCGAAUCAAAACGAAACGUCUAGUGAAAAUAAUACUCAGAAGGACGAACAUACUUAUAGUUCCGUAAAAUGUUACAUGUAUGAUCCAGUCUUUGAAAUUAAAAUGUCUACUAGCGAAAGGGAAAAAUUAUAUCGAUAUAUUAAGGACAAGUUUGGAAUGGAAUGGAUUGAGAAAAAUGAAGAGUGCAAACGAAGAAUUGACACUCCUACUUUUGUCUAUAUGCCUCAUUGUGCCUUUUCAAUGUAUUAUAAUUUAUUGAUGGAAAAUUGUGAUAGCCUUAAUAAUUUGAUAUUACUCUCGAAUCAAUUACCCAUAAGAAAAGAAGUGUUUAAAUCAAUAUUUUCCAUGGAUGAGAAGAAAGAAAUUGAUUUGCAAGAUUUCAACAGUCUAGGAUACAAUUCAAAAAUUCAAAAAAAGAAAAAAAUAUUAGACGACUCAGAAAAGUAUUUCUUGAACUUUGUUUUUAAUAAUACUAAUAUUUAUGUUUUCAACAAACAAGAAAGACCAAUGAAAGAUGUUGAAAUUUUUUCUUUAAGUAGCAGUGAAAUUGAUCGUGUACUCAAUAGGGAGUCAGAUGUUGAGCUUGUUCACACAACUCAGAACUAA